GCAGAGGAGGCGCACAGCCCCUGGCUGGAGCGGGAGCCUCCCCCCAGGAUCGCCGUCAGUUCAGUGCCCUCGUCCGGCAUCCGCGUCCCAGCCCUGACCCUGAGCAGUGUGCGGGGCCCGUCCCAGCCCCUGACCACGGCGCAGGCUGCAGCUCCCUCAUCUCCUGCCCCUUCUUCUGCCAGGGCUCUGCCUCCAGUCGUAGCAGCAGGAGAAACCGCUUCAGAACCAAGCACAGAUCAGUCCUGUACUUAAAUAUCGCUGAGGCCGGAUUGCUUCUGGAGGAAUUACAAGAGGUCGCGUUACAGCUGGCUGCACCUCCAGAGCUGCACAGGAGCGAAACCGAGGCGGGGGCUGGUGCGGGAGGAGCCGGUGCUGCCCUGCUGCCAUGAGCACAGUUCUCCAGGCUGACACCGACGCCGCCACCGCUGUCACUUCCUGGUGGCCGUGAGCGUCCCGCGGGGACCAGGCGAACGCCAGCGCAGGACCUGCAGGAAGCGUGGCCGCGGCCAUCCGGCCUGUCUACGUGCUGCCCGGGGUCGGCGGGGGCUUAGAGAUGAGGCUGAUCCUGGCCGGGAAGGCUGGUGGGGGGAAAAGCGCCACGGGGAACACCCUCCUCGGGAAACGUGUCUUUGAGUCCAAGCUGUCCACCACGCCGGUGACCGUGAGCUGUGCGAAAGCGCAAGGGCACUGGGACGGCGAGGACUUCACGGUGGUUGACACGGCCGACAUUUUCAACCCAAGUGAUGCCAGUGAUGAGGUGUACCGAGAAAUUAUCCGCUGCGUCAGGCUGUCCUCCCCGGGCCCCCACGCGCUGCUGCUGGUGACCCAGCUGGGCCGAUUCACCCAGGAGGACAAGGAGGCCGUAGAGAGACUGCAGGACAUCUUUGGAGCUGGUGUUUUGAGGCACACCAUCGUCAUAUUCACCCGUGCAGAAGAGCUGGCGGGGAGAUCUCUGCACAGCUACGUGUCCUGUACUGACAACAAAGCUCUCGGCGAGCUGAUCCAGAGGUGUGAGAACAGGUACUGCGGCUUCAACAACCGGGCAGCUGGAGCCGAACGGGACCAGCAGGUCACGGAGCUGAUGGGGAUGGUCCGCUGCAUGGUGCAGGCAAAUGGGGACAGGUACUACAGCAAUGAGAUGUACCUGGAGCCCAAUCUAACAGAGGAGAAGGUGAGGUAUCACAUGGCGAGGUACAGAGCAGGCAGGAGAAAGAGGGAGCGGUUCAGCUGGCGGCCAUCCCGGAGAGUUUUCCUGGUUUUUGUUCUGAUUGUCUUCAUCAUUAUUGUGAUUUCCCUGGGUUUCCUUAUCGCACGGCUGCGAUGAAUCCCAGCACCACAGAACCACUGACCGCCCGGGGCUGGAGGCACCUCCGCACACCGCGUGUUCCAUCCCUGCCCAGGCAGGGUCCCCAGCGCCGGCUGCCCAGGACCGUGUCCAUUGGGUGUUGGACAUCUCCAGGGAUGGAGACCCCAGCGCCGCUCUGGGCAGCCUGUGCCAGCGCUCAGACACCUGCAGAGCAACAAAGGACUUUCCUGAUGUCUCACUGGGCGCCCUUGUGCCUCCGGC
Messenger RNA from Oxyura jamaicensis (ruddy duck), 1567 nucleotides. Its product is annotated as GTPase IMAP family member 1-like. NCBI's taxonomy places the organism in Eukaryota, Metazoa, Chordata, Aves, Anseriformes, Anatidae. Bases 554 to 1324 code for a protein of 256 amino acids. The record is from RefSeq and is a predicted model, not a curated record. The transcript is spliced from 2 exons. Gene Ontology annotation, molecular function: GTP binding.